CUUUGCCCCGGUCACGUGGCGGCGGCCGAGGCCCGGGCUCGGGAGACAGCGGCGGCGGCGGCGGCAGGUCCGGGGGAGGCUCGUCCCGCGGGGAGCGAUGUGGGGCUCACCCUUCAUGCUGUAUCCGAUUGAAUUCCUCCGCGAGGCUCCAAAGCGACGCGCCGGGCGCGGGGGCAGCAGGGCUCGUCCUCCACCCCGCCGGGUUUCGGGGCCUUGUGUCCCGCCCUGAAGCCCCCGGGUGGUGCUGAAGGCUCCAUUUCUGAGCUCAGGAGCGCGCCUCUCCAUGACUGCCAUCUCCUCAACACCCGGUUGCAGUUUAUUCCACCCAAGACAUGUUCAUUUGGCUGUUUGAAAACUCUUAACACUCAUCCUGGUGAAUACCUCUGCCUUCAGGGAGACCCCCUGUACCUCUCUGGGGGUAUGAGGGCAAAGGGAAAUAUAUAACACAAGCUGCGCUCGGUGAGCUGCGGUUGAAUUGCGAAGUUUGCCGGUGUGCGUCCUUCGAAGAAUAGGUCACCAUGGCCACCGACUCGGAGAUUUUGCAUUUUCAGUUUGAACAGCAAGGAGAUGCUGUGUUGCAAAAGAUGAACCUCCUGCGGCAGCAGAACUUAUUUUGUGAUGUAUCAAUCUACAUCAAUGACACCGAGUUUCACGGACACAAGGUGAUUUUUGCUGCCUGCUCCACAUUUAUGAGGGAUCAGUUUUUGCUCAAUCAGUCAAAACAGGUGCGAAUCACUAUCUUGCAGAGUGCUGAGGUCGGCAGAAAGCUGCUGCUCUCUUGUUAUACUGGAGCGCUGGAGGUUAAAAAGAAGGAGCUUUUGAAGUACCUGACUGCGGCAAGUUACCUUCAGAUGGUUCACAUUGUAGAGAAAUGUACCGAAGCUUUGUCCAAGUACCUGGAAAUUGAUGCUUCUAUGGAGAGCGGCAGCCAAAGCACAGAGAAAUGUCAUUCCUCAGACAUGGAACUGAGAAAUAGGGAUGACAGCGUAGAUAAGGACUGUGAAAUAAUUGAGAUUACUGAAGACAGCCCUGAUAAUUUAGACUAUCAUGUAAAACAAGAGAAGGAGGGUGUCCUACAGCCUGCAAUGCAAAGUUUAGUAUCGGAAAGAAAAGACACACAAACACCAGAAAUAUCCACAGUUAAAAUAGGAUAUAAAGAUGAUGAAAUCUGUAUCUUCAGAAUGGAUUCGAUGAGUGCAGCUAAUGUGGACAAUGAUCCCUUCCCACAGCCUUGCACCUCUUCCAAAACGAGUUUAUAUUUCUCAGAAACACAGCAUUCUUUGAUCAAUUCCACUGUUGAGAGCAGAAAUUCAGACAUGUCAGGAAGUUAUUUCCAGACCUUUGUCAAUGACACUACUGAAGGAAACUCUAGUGUAGCAAGUGGGUUCCAGAGUUUGGAGGAUUCUGGUUAUUCAUGGCGACAUCAGUGUCCUAAAUGUCCCCGAGGAUUUCUCCAUCUUGAAAACUAUCUCAGACAUCUAAAAAUGCACAAACUGUUCUUAUGUUUGCAGUGCGGGAAAACGUUCACACAGAAGAAGAAUCUCAACAGGCAUAUCCGAGGGCACAUGGGCAUUCGCCCGUUCCAGUGCAUGGUUUGCCUGAAGACCUUUACUGCCAAAAGUACGCUGCAGGAUCAUUUGAAUAUUCACAGUGGGGACAGGCCAUACAAGUGCCAUUGUUGUGACAUGGACUUUAAACACAAAUCUGCCCUAAAAAAGCACUUGACUUCAGUCCAUGGAAGGAGCAGUGGUGAAAAACCAAUCCUGGACACUAUCACAAAAAUCAAGAUAGACUAUGAUUAGCAGCCCUCUGGGUAGAUCUGGAGCCUGGCUCUACGUAGAAUCCUCUUGUAGCAGAAUCCCAGGUGUUCUACAGAUUCCCAUUUAAUGGAGACAAGUGCAAAUAUAUGUCUGUCAGAAAAUGAUCAAGAUGGGUCAUAUUUAUACUAACCCUGCCUGCUGUGUUUAAGCCUAGCCUAGUAUUGUUGCAACUCUUUGUAUGGUCUUUGCCAGUUGAAAGUAAACUGCAACACAGGGGAACAGUUUGUACUCCUUUACUGCUUCCUCUUAAAAAGAGACACUUUUCUGCUUGUCUUUCACCCUUCCUUUUUCCACUGAAGGGUGGUGCCAUUGAAACUGCAAUAAAUUGAGGCCAGAGCAGUGGCCUUCCCAGUGUUUAAUGGAUGUUCAUGUGGCUAGUCAUCCCCAUUCACUUCAUGUUUCAGUCCAGGGGGAAGUCACUCCUCACUUCAUUACACUUUGCUGACUCUUUCAGCAAAAAAAGUCAGGGCCUGACACUCAGAAGUGUGGUUUUUUAAAACAAUGUCCCUCUCCCCCAAACAAAAACUGAAGCCUUUAUGAAGAGAAAAGCAGAAAAAAGGUGUAUAGAUAUUCCUACCGUGCAGUUCACUUUUAAUUGGACAAUCUCAUUAGAGAAAUCCAAAUUUUAUUACAGUCAUUUUCUGAAUUUUUCUGGCACCCACUCUUCUGACAGCUUUGUUUUCACUGAUAUGAAAUGUUUCAUACACUUCUGUUUCACACACUCUAAACUAGUCCUGUCUUCUGUCUGUAUUCUCUGAUUUUUGUCUUUGGUUUUUGUAAAUCGUAGAUGUAUGUUGCCAGUGUGAGAAAUCUGAACUGUGUGCUGUCCCGUAAUAGAAAUCUAUCUAAUUGGAAGGCAUCCUUUAUAUUUCAUUGGGAUCAGUCUAGACAUGGGGUUUGCUCACUGUCUAAUUCUGUGAUACAGAGAAGCAGUGCCAUAUAUGUUUGGGUAGAUGUGUUCAUAAUCUGUCAGAUCGUUUCUGUUUUCUCUCUAAGCAUCAAAAUGCUCUAGAACUCAAACCCUUGCUCUGCCUAUUACAUGGAAAAACAUGUAAGCCAGUCAAUGUGGUAUACAUAAUACAAUUAUUGUAAUGGAAAAUGCUAUUUAUUUAAGAUCUCAAUAUGUACGACAUAUAUAAACUUUACGCCCAAUUUCAGAAAUACAGUUACGAAGUUCUUAUGACUGAGUUGAAGAAAUUCUGGCAUCUGUGCUCUGCAUAAUUUGGAAGUUUGGUAAGUAUUUUGUGAUGGCUGCUAAUAGAUGACACAUCUUAUCCUAUGAUCUAUCUAGAAGCAUUAUUUGGGGUAAGUGGGGCUUGGGUACACAUGAUAUUAUAUAGAAUCAUAGAAAAGGAGGGUUGAAGGGACCUCAGGAGGUCACAUCUAGUCCAUCCCCCAGCGCAAAGCAGAACCAGCCGCAACUCUACAUCACCCCAGCCAAGGCUUUUUUCUAGCCGGGUCUUAAAAACCUCCAAGGAUGGAAACCCUACAACCUAAAUAUAACUUCCUCCUAUCUGUAAAAGCAGUGUUCAACUGUCCCAGUGUACAGACUGUUUUCCCAAUUGAAAACUCAGUUUUGGAAGUGUUAAUAACAGUCAUUUCACUGUCUUUGAGGUUUGGUUUGUACUAAGCUGUCCGCUAGAUAGUUACGCAAAACUGAUAAACUCCCCCCCUGAUAAACUGAUAUGUAUAAGUAAUACAGCAGCCACUGAUACUUUGGAUUAUGCAGGUAUCAAGAGGUCCCAGCUGGGAUCGGGGCUCCAUUGUGCUAGGUGAUGUGUAGUCAUGGAGAGAUGCUCUGUGGGGCAGGGGUUAUGUUGUCUAUUCAGAUUGUAUCUCCUAUCCCUAUUUUAUAGUCUAGGAACCAAGAGAGCUUGACUUCUAUAGGGCCCCUUCAUGAUGCAAAAUUCAUGUGACUGACUUGCAGUAUGUAAAGUUAAGCAUUUGUGUGUCUAUAGGAAUAAGGCCAAACUUCCAAGGAGGUAUGUGAUAUGACUGGAUAUUAAAAUAGUCCGAGUCCCAGUGCUGUGUGUUAACUAACCUGUCUUUUAGCUCUCUCUCCUUUUAUUUGGCACUGCUUCCUUUGUGGUCUUCUAACUAUGACAGUUGUAUUUGCCAGACUGAGGAAUUGGAUGUUUUUAUGUUUGUUGGGUACUGAUGCACGAUGAAUUUUUUUAGGUUUGUUUUUUUUUUACUGUGUUUUUCAGUUUGAAAAGUGGCUAGUUUGUGCUUGCAGUAAUUGUUUUUCGUGGCACAUCUAGUUUGAUUUCGUGUUCUUUAUGUGCAUUCACAGUCCUUACAUUUACUGUUUGGAUCUGCUGGUUCUUCAGAAAAUAACAAAUGUGGAGGGUUCAUUUUUGGUUGCCAUCUUAUAAUAUUAACAUUUAAGGGUCUGAAUUUCAAAACAUGCGUUUCUGCAUUUACAGUUUCGUGACCAUUAAUGGUAAUUCGGAUGUAUGUAUAGGUUUGUGCCUGCAAAUUUGCACACUUCUAAACUCUGGUCCAUCACAUAUGAGAGAGAGAAAAAAAUAGGAAAAGCAGUGAUUUCUUUUUGGUUUGUUUUUUAACAAAAAUAAUUUAUAUUGUAGCAUAAUAGAUAAAUGUUGUGCAGAUUUGGAGCAGAUACCUUCUAUUGACUGUUCUUGAGGUUGUUCAGCUGCAAACGUGUUUCUGGUAAGUGCAUGAAUCUCACUGAUAUGAAUUCAUAUCAGUCGUUCCCUGGCUUUUGUUUGUCUCUGUUACAUGGCUGUGGGUAUGCAUGUUUCUUAACUGAUGAAGGGGGAAGUAGAGGCUAUGUAAUCUUGAUAUGCGCCUUCAGUGAGAGCAGGAUUGUUUCUUUCUGCUGUUCAUAGUGCAUGUGAAUGAGAGGAAGUGGUGUUGUCUGAUGGACCAACAGCAUGUUUACCUCUUCAGUGGCUAAAAUUUUUCCUUGGUAAACUUUAUUAUGAGAAAACAGACCAUGCACAUGUACCCUAAAAGAUGUCUCCUUGUACCAUUGUCUCCCUGUACCAUUUUCUUACAUGUAGCCAUUUGCCAUAUUUAUAACUUAAUAAAUUAAAUGGAAAUGA
Molecule: messenger RNA, 4888 nt
Organism: Alligator sinensis (Chinese alligator)
Lineage: Eukaryota; Metazoa; Chordata; Crocodylia; Alligatoridae
Gene: ZBTB6
Product: zinc finger and BTB domain containing 6
Exons: 2
Coding region: 519-1802 (427 amino acids)
Biological process (GO): regulation of transcription by RNA polymerase II
Molecular function (GO): protein binding; DNA-binding transcription factor activity, RNA polymerase II-specific; RNA polymerase II cis-regulatory region sequence-specific DNA binding
Source: RefSeq, a predicted model, not a curated record